AUGACUAAUGGAUCCAUAUUUUGGAAAUCCAGAAGUCAAUCCAUGAUUGCUAAAUAUCUACAGCACGCGGAAUACAUUACCCUAGUAAACGCCUCUAACUAUGGGUAUAUUCUACAACAUUUGAUGAAAAUCAUCAAGACGAUAUCCAACUUGAAACUUCGGUCAGAUAUCGUCGCGUACUAUGAGGAUAAUCAAAGCAACAUCAUAAUGGAUGAAUCAGAGACACCAACUAAAUGCGAAAAUCUCAUGGACAUCGAUAGGAAUGUAAUCAAGGAUAGUGUUGCAACGCAGGAGGCUGCUAUCGUGAAAAUUGGGACCGAGAACCAAAUAACAGACAUUCUUACCAAACCUACAAGCAUUGCAAUAUUCGACAAACUCAUGCCAUAUAUCCUAGAACUAUCUGAUUUCAAAGAACUCAUUAAGUCUAUCAAUGAUUAA
Brettanomyces bruxellensis is the source of this 438-nucleotide messenger RNA. RefSeq lists its product as uncharacterized. The record is from RefSeq and is a predicted model, not a curated record. Bases 1 to 438 code for a protein of 145 amino acids. The transcript has a single exon. NCBI's taxonomy places the organism in Eukaryota, Fungi, Ascomycota, Pichiomycetes, Pichiales, Pichiaceae.